Messenger RNA from Arabis nemorensis, 1842 nucleotides. The record is from the annotation of a GenBank genome assembly. NCBI's taxonomy places the organism in Eukaryota, Viridiplantae, Streptophyta, Magnoliopsida, Brassicales, Brassicaceae.
AUGGAAGAAGAGAGCCGAAUUGGGGACGAGCUUUCGAUUUCGCUUCUCACGGCGGAGCGCCUCCGUGUAUCGGUUGAUGAAUCCGAAUCUUUCAAAACAGAGUGCUCUGAAGUUGGUAAACAAGUAGAUCGGCUUGCUCAAAUGCUCAGAACACUUGUUCGUCUUGUCUCCAGUUCUCAACAAGUUUACGAUCGGCCGAUUCGUCGAGUUAUCGUCGAUGUUAAGAAGAAUCUCGAACGAGCUUUUUCCCUUGUUCGCAAGUGUAGAAGACACAACGUGAUCCGGCGAGUUUGUACUAUCAUCAACGCAGCCGAUUUUCGUAAGGUGAUUAAUCUUCUCGAAUCUUCUAACGGUGACGUGAAAUGGAUUCUGAGUGUGUUUGAUUCCGACGGAGAUGGAAGUUUCGGAGGUGGAAUCGUGAUUUCGCUCCCACCGAUUGCUACGAAUGAUCCGAUUCUUCCUUGGGUUUGGUCUUUGGUCGCGUCGAUACAGAUGGGGAAAUUGGUAGAUAAAAUCGAAGCAGCGAAUCAGCUUGGUUCGCUUGCUGGAGAUAACGAUCGGAACAAGAAGAUCAUUGUAGACGAAGGUGGUGUUUCUCCUUUGCUAAAGCUACUUAAGGAGAGUUCAUCGACGGAGGCGCAAAUCGCGGCGGCUACUGCUUUAGGGUUUUUGGCUUGUGAUGAGGAUAAGGUUAGGUCUAUUGUUAAUCAACUUGGUGUUCCGAUUAUUGUUCAAGUACUUGGGGAUUCUCCGGUUAGAGUUCAGAUUAAGGUAGCUACAUUGGUUGCAAGAAUGGCGGAAUUCGAUCCGGUUGCUCAAGAUGAGUUUGCUAGACAGAGUGUGAUUAAGCCUCUAGUUACGCUGCUUUCGCUUGACGUAUUUGUCGAUGAUCUGCAGUUGAGUAAGCAUAAUAGUAUUCAUUCACUUGUUCAGAUGAACAAAGACAUUGAGAAAGAUCCAUCCGUGAAAAUUUAUAGGCCGUAUAAGAGUUCGAAGUCGAAUGUGUAUCGUGACAUUGGGGGUAGUGGUAGUAGAACAGGGAAUGUCAAGAAGGAGAGGGAUAAUGAGAAUCCGGAAGUUAAACAUGAGCUUAAGGUUAAUUGCGCGGAAGCUCUAUGGAUGCUUGCUAGAGGGAAUGUAGCAAACAGUAGGAGAAUAACCGAGACGAAAGGGUUGCUUUCUUUGGCGAAGAUAGUGGAAAAGGAAGUUGGAGAAUUGCAAUACAAUUGUUUGAUGACUCUUAUGGAGAUAACCGCUGCUGCAGAGUCGAGCGCUGACCUUAGACGAGCAGCUUUUAAGACCAAUUCACCGGCUGCUAAAGCUGUUAUUGACCAGCUGCUGUUAAUAAUCAAAGAAGUCGAUAGCCCGAUUCUGAAAAUCCCAGCGAUUCAAUCGAUUGGGUCAUUGGCUAGGACAUUCCCCGCUAGAGAAACAAGGAUGAUUGAGCCAUUGGUCAAGAAACUGGGUAGUAGCAACCAAGAAGUGGCGAUAACAGCUGUAAUUUCAUUGCAGAAAUUCGUCUGUCCCGAGAAUUUCCUCUGCACAGAACACUCGAAGAACAUAAUCGAAUACGGGGCAAUCCCGUUACUGAUGAAACUAAUAAGGAACUUCGAGCAGCAAGUGCAGUUACAGUGCCUGGUUCUGCUGUGUUACCUUUCAAUGAAUGCUAGUAACCAUGAGCAAUUGGAACAGGCCAAGGUUUUAACGGUCCUCGAAGGUGCAGAACGCUUGGCGAGUCUACAGAAUCCGGAGUUGAGAGAACUUGUAUCAAAAGCAAUAUAUCAGCUAAGUUUAUACAAUGCAGGAAGUCACAGUCAAAUGCUAUCGUAUGUUGGUCCUUAA